UUAAAUUCCGAUAUAAUCCUAAUCUACAUCAUCUGAGGUAUUUGUAGAAAAUUUCAUUACCAAAUAAAUACCCAUUAUGAGGAAACAAAGCCGACUUUUGUGAAUUUUCUUAAACUCUCUCUCCGGCCUCGGAAAAAUGUUAAGAUUCCUAUAUAAUUGAGUUCUGCACCAUCUGAAGCGUUUUUGUAGAAAAUUUCAUCAAAAAGUAUCCAUUUCUCUGGAAGGUAAGAAGAAACAAAUUUUGGGAGGCACACUUGUUCAGAUAUACCAAAAUCAGUACCAGUCAAUACAAGGCUCGAAUGAAUAAAUUUGUGACCUAAAUGCAAUGCCUAAACGAUAGGAUCUUAAGGCUAUUGUUGAAAUAUUGAGAUCUAAGUUUUCCCUAAAGUUUUCUGGUUUAUCUUACAAUUCAUCUUGAAGAAACUAUGAAACGUGUAUUGAUUACUGGAGCUUCUGGCUUGCUAGGCAGAGCUGUGAUAAAAAAAUUUCAGUCUGAACCAGAGAAGUGGAAUGUAUAUGGUACAGCUUUUAAGCGGGCCACUCAGUCACUUCAUAAAUUAGAUUUGACAGAUGAAAAAGAGGUAUUUAAAACAGUAUCAAAGUUCAAACCUGAUGUUAUUAUUCACUGUGCUGCUGAGAGACGACCUGAUAUUGUAGAAAAUAAUGAAGAAGCUUCUUAUAAACUGAAUGUUGAAGCCACAAUAGCAUUGUGUAAGGCUGCAGUGGAAUCCUCUUCUUGGCUUUUGUAUAUUAGCACUGACUAUGUAUUUGAUGGCACCAGUCCUCCAUACAACGUUACUGAUGCACCAAAUCCGCUGAACAAAUAUGGCCUUUCUAAACUGCAGGGUGAAAAAGCUGUACAGAACAUUAGCUCAGACUUUGCUAUCUUGAGAGUUCCAAUUCUUUAUGGUCAAGUGGAAUUCUUAGAAGAAAGUGCUGUAACAAUCUUACUAAAAAGUAUUUUGAAUUCUGGUGUUACUUCGCACUCUUCUCAUUACGAACGACGUUACCCGACCCACUGUGAUGACUUGGCUUCUCUGAUUAUGCUAAUAUCAGAAAAAAAGUGUUUCCAGCAAGAGAAAAUAUCUGGUGUGUUCCACUGGAGUGGGAAUGAUAACAUGACCAAAUAUGAUAUGAUGACUGCAAUGGCUGACAUUUUUAGUUUGGACAUGUCGCAUAUUGUUGCUGAUGAUAAAAGUAACCCAAGCACAAAGCGCCCCUAUAAUGCUCAUCUUUCUUCUGAACGUCUUGAAAAUCUUGGGAUUAAUGUUGACAAAACACCAUUCAGAAAUGGAAUAAAAGAUGUUCUAUGUCCUUUUGUUUCAUCAUAGUGUGUGUGUUUGCUUCUUAAGAAUUUUGGUUAUAAUAUUGUUUUGGUUCAAUGUAGAACUUCAAAAUUUAAUUAUUUGUUUGAACUUUAUGAAUUGAACGACAUUAAAAACUUACAAUAAAUAUAUUUCUUAUU
This is a messenger RNA of Octopus sinensis (East Asian common octopus), 1465 nucleotides long. Its product is annotated as methionine adenosyltransferase 2 subunit beta. The transcript is spliced from 5 exons. The record is from RefSeq and is a predicted model, not a curated record. Gene Ontology annotation, biological process: S-adenosylmethionine biosynthetic process. Gene Ontology annotation, cellular component: methionine adenosyltransferase complex. NCBI's taxonomy places the organism in Eukaryota, Metazoa, Mollusca, Cephalopoda, Octopoda, Octopodidae. The coding region runs from base 426 to 1331 and encodes 301 amino acids. Gene Ontology annotation, molecular function: methionine adenosyltransferase regulator activity.